AUGCGGCUAAAUGUCUGUCCAAGGAUAGUAGGCUCGUCUGAAGCAGGCGCCAACGCUGCUGCUGCUUUACUACGCCACGGUCAUUUCUAUAAAGUUGCUAUAUCCAGCUCCGGUGCGCAUGAUCAGACACUUUCCAACUUAUGGUGGUCGGAGCAGUGGCUGGGUUAUCCAGCCCAUGAGGCGCCUGCUGAAAAUUCAAACACAAUCCACGCGAAGAAGCUCCCUGAUCACGCAAAACUAAUGCUCAUUGCCGGAGGUAUGGAUCAUGCACUGAACCCUGCAUCGGUUAUGAGGUUUGUCCAGGCACUCGAUAAGUGUAACAAGAUGUACGAGCUGGUUUUUAUUCCAGAUGUCGGGGAUGAAUGCGGCUCAGAGACUUAUGCACCCAUGCGAGCAGAAGCGUUCUUGAAAGCCAACUUAGGCUCUUGA
Molecule: messenger RNA, 429 nt
Organism: Clonostachys byssicola
Lineage: Eukaryota; Fungi; Ascomycota; Sordariomycetes; Hypocreales; Bionectriaceae
Source: the annotation of a GenBank genome assembly